AUGAACUUCAUGGCCUCAUCACCCAAUUCUCUCCUAUCUCUGCUAGAGGCUGCAGGUCAACGCCAUCACAUCUUUGAUCCGCUCUAGCACUGCUGCUCGGAGUAUGCACGCUCGCCUACGGAGACGUGGGUUAUCCCAAACGCGCUUGGCUGAUUGAUCAGAAUCAUAGACGGGUGGCGGUGCAGAAAGUUGCACAGCAGGUCUUUGCCGAUGUGGACGUAUAAGAGCGGCGAUACUGCAGCUGCUUCACCAUUCACUACCGCAUCACCCGUCCUAUCUUGGACGCCCUCCUACGCACAUUCGUGUCGUUAUAUCCUUACGUUCACGCCCGAAUUAUAGAACUCAUGGCCACCAGCGCUGUCGCCCACCAGUAUCCCUUCACCGAAGCCAGAUCCACAGGCACGGACAGCGCCACGCUCCUCGCCGCGCUCCUCGCGUCCGAGUGCUUUGACGAGAUCUCCAACGUGGAGGACUUCGGGGGCGUCCGCGACUACAUCGUCGGGGAGGGCCGCCCUGACGCAGAGGGGCGCCUCGCGUUCAAGGGUCUCGCGUUCUGGGUGUACCCCACUGGCCUGCAUGGGCCGUUCCACGAGACUGAGGAAGGCACGAUCGAGCGACAUGGGUUAUUGGUUACGAUUGAGAGGAGAGCGAAGGUGGAAGACGCGAUGAGGAGGAUUCGGGAGGAGUUCUCGAUCAAUGGGAUUGGGCAUGUCCAUAUCGCGGCUGCUUGAAGCGUAACAGCCUGAGCAGGGUUUGGAGCAGAAUGUAGCACGACCAAGGAGUUGGGGGACUCUUGCUCGCUUGCAUGCACGUACUCGGGAACCCUAAGAAUGUUUAGCGAAGACUCCCUCUGAGCUGCGUCUCUCGAGGCUCGGCGAA
Laetiporus sulphureus 93-53 is the source of this 879-nucleotide messenger RNA. RefSeq lists its product as uncharacterized. The transcript is spliced from 4 exons. The coding region runs from base 345 to 731 and encodes 128 amino acids. NCBI's taxonomy places the organism in Eukaryota, Fungi, Basidiomycota, Agaricomycetes, Polyporales, Laetiporaceae. The record is from RefSeq and is a predicted model, not a curated record.